AUGACAAACAUUACAAAAGCAAAUCAGAGGGAAAAAGAGCUUGAUGCUGCCCGAUGCAAAGUUCUUCAACAAACAGCAUUAGCAGAAUAUGACUUAGUACAAGCUAUACAAAAAACUGAAUUGGAACAAAAAUUUUCACAGCGUAAUUAUGAUGAUGAUUCACCAGAACAGAUUACUUUAAAACCUAUUGUUGAUGAGACAUUAGUCAAGGGUGUGUAUGAGAAAAUUAACGUUGCCUCAACCGAAGCUCAAGGUCAAGAGAAAGAGUACACGUCAAUUAUACUUGCAAGAACUCAUUUUGCAGUUGGAAGAUAUGAUAAAUGUGUGGAGACUCUAAGUAUAGAUUUUGUUCCAUCAGAAUUACCAACGGGAUACAAGUUUGUUCUUGUUGUUCAAGGGUUAACCAUUAAAGGAAUGGCUCAUGAAGCUAUAAGUGAUUUAGUUGGUGCCAUUUCAUGUUAUGACCAGGUUGUAAUAUUGUUGUCACAGAAUAUUAAUGAAAAACAUGAUCAAUUGUGGGAAUGGUCUGAAGAGGCUUUAUAUCGUGCGCCUUUGUUGAAAAUACGAUUGGGUGACACGAGUGGAGCUCUUCAGGCUUUUCGAACUUAUCAAUUAUACACUACACUUUGGGGAGACAAAUUCAAAAUCAAUAAACGCGCAAUUAUAUAUAAAUAUUUUAUUAAAUUAUUAUCAAGAAUAUAUCAAGAAGGAACGUAUGUUCCACCAAGUGCUACAUCCCUCAACACAAGUGAGCAAUCUACAGUUUAUACUCCGCAUACUUUUCGUAAUGAAUUGACUGAAUUACAUUCAUUGUAUGAGAAUAUUUUAUACCAGAUUACUACUUUUCCAAAAGCUGGAGAAAUUAAUUCGCGAAUGUUGGAGAUGGUCGAUCAGAUUAUGACUGAUUGGACUGUUUUGGGUAGUGGAACUGCUGCGGAAAUGCGUGGAUUAAUUGAGAUGCUUCACCGUGUAACACAUAAAACCUUUCAAUCCCCAAGGGUAUUGCGACAUCUUAUAAAUACUUUGAUCAUAUAUGGAGAUUAUGAAGAAGCCGAAUUAGCUUUGAACGCGUAUAUUGCACUUGUUGAAAGAGCCAAGGAAACAAAAAUAGAAGACAUCGAAAAGCAGAUGAAUUAUUCGUUGACAGAAAAUGAAGAAAAUGGUGUAUCUCAUGACCUUAAACUCAAUGCCUUUGCCGAGACUUCUGAACAAGUUAUACAAAUACUGAUUACUGGUUCAGAUUUGAUGGCAAAGUAUAUGAAUAAGGCUAAAUUAACGUUGGAAAUUGCACAAAAGGCUGUAAAUUGGUAUGAGAAUGACAACAGUUUGGAUGAUGAUGAAUUAUUAGCACGUGCUUGGCGAUGUGUUGGCGUUGGAUAUAGUUUAUUGGCUACAGAAGAAACUGAUCCGAGAAAGCGACCGGAACUUCAUAGCAAGGCUAUCGAAGCAUUGAAAAUUUCAAUAUCAUUAGAUUCAGAAGCAUUUGAGACUCAUUACCAAUUAUCACUUGAUUAUGCCAUGACAAGGGACAUUAGCCAAGCGAUAAUAAGUGUAAGGCAAGCUUUAACACUAGAUUCUUCAAGCAUGUCAUGUUGGCAUUUAUUAGUGCUAUUGCUUUCUUCUCAGAAAGACAUUCAAGGAGCACUUAAGGCAUGUGAAGUUGCGAUAAAAGAAUCAGAUUGUGAGACAGCUGAUUUCACUGUCGAUUAUAGUACAUCGUCUGCUAUAGGAAAUGACGAUGGAAAUGAAUUUCUUUCAUUUAAAUUGACACAGAAUGCAUUGCAGGAAUUGUCAAGCGGAACCGAAGUUGCCAUUCAGAAUUUUGAUAAAUUAUUUAUGCUAUAUGGAAAAGUAUUCCCAGAUUAUAAUAUUAUAACAUCACCGAAUGGAUCAAUCUACGAUGCUACGAAUUUAUCACUCACAGUUUCAGCAGCUAAACCUCCCGUUCGUAACAGCAGUGUUAAGAGUUUUACUAGUGCUGACAAAAAGGAAGAUUAUAUCACCACUGAAGGAUCAAUUUCUAGCGUUGGACAAAAGGACACACUUGAUGUGCCUAAAGCGAACUAUGCGUCAUCAAUAGCAUCCUCAAGGAAUUCGGCAUCUUCUGGUAUAAGGCGUAGUCCUACAUCAACAAUUGUAGGUGUACAAACUGCUACAACAAAAUUAGUUAAUCAAUCUUUUGCGUAUUCAUUGCAAGCAAUUACAUUAAAAACAAGACAACGUCGUCAACGUGCUGCUAAAGCAUUAACAGAUUUAUGGCUUUCUUCAGCUUCAACUUUCCGAAGACUUGGAAAUUUCGAGGAAGCGCAAAAAGCCAUUGAAAAUGCCGAAGAAGUUGAUAAUUCAAGUCCUGAUGUUUGGUGUCAGUUUGGAUUAUUGUUGCUCAUGCAAGGUAGUUAUACUGAUGCUAUAACAUCUUUUCAUAAGGCACUUGCAAUUGAUGACAAGCAUGUACCUAGUUUGGUACAUUUAGCAAGGACCUACAUGGAAACAGGUGAUUUAGAGAUAGCAGAGGGGCUUUUAGACGGUGUUGCAAAAAGUAAUGGAUGGAAUUGUGCAGAAGCCUGGUUAUAUCUUGGUAAAAUAUAUCAAGCAACUAGUAGAAUUAAAACAGCCAAAAAUUGUUUAUGGUAUGCUUUUGAUUUAGAAGAAACGAAACCAAUUAGGCCAUUUAAUGUAUUACCUAGGUGUUUAUAG
Molecule: messenger RNA, 2697 nt
Organism: Funneliformis mosseae
Lineage: Eukaryota; Fungi; Glomeromycota; Glomeromycetes; Glomerales; Glomeraceae
Source: the annotation of a GenBank genome assembly